This is a messenger RNA of Nothobranchius furzeri (turquoise killifish), 706 nucleotides long. The record is from RefSeq and is a predicted model, not a curated record. Lineage: Eukaryota; Metazoa; Chordata; Actinopteri; Cyprinodontiformes; Nothobranchiidae.
GGAGGCGGGGCGGGGGUGGUGACUCCCCCUCUCCUCCCCAGCUCCAGAGGAGACCCGCUCCCACCUGAGGAGAACCAAAGGCUACCUGCGGAGCUUCCCGUCAGAGGAACCAUGGGGACCUCCGCCUCCACCCUGCUGGAUGAAGCCAGGUCCAACUACAUCAAAGAGCAAGCAGAGGAGGAGCUGAAGGAGUUCAGUCCGUACUACAGGAAGCAGUUCUCCGUGGCCCGAUUCUCUCAGGUGGAAGAUGAACUGGAGCAGAACAAACAGAAGAUCACACAGCUGCUCAAACAAAAGGGACCUCCAGAGGAGGGUGAAGUUAUGUAUGAGGAGGGCAUCCAUUACUUUGACGACACUCGGAAGUGGCGGGAGCGGUACGUGGUGGUGAGAGCCAACUACUGCCUGGAGUGCCAUGAGAGCCUGGAGUCUUUUGUUAAAGGUGUUCCUCCACGCCACAAGCUGCUGCCUACAGGGGGCACUGUUCUGACUGCAGAAGACAGUUACAUGGCCAUGGUGGACAAAUGCUUUCCUGGAGACAACAAUGUGAAGGAGGACUUUGCACCUCCUGUGUCAGGAAUGCCGGGACCGUUCCCGGUAUACCUGCGUCUGCCCUACAGGAUGGACUGGUACUUCUGCUUCAGGCAGGAGGAGAGGCGGGCCGCCUUCAUCUCCAUCCUGUCAGACUGCAUCAGGCACCAGAACCAAG